This is a messenger RNA of Meloidogyne enterolobii, 965 nucleotides long. NCBI's taxonomy places the organism in Eukaryota, Metazoa, Nematoda, Chromadorea, Rhabditida, Meloidogynidae. The record is from the annotation of a GenBank genome assembly.
UUCUCUAAGUAUAUUGAUUCAAAAUUCGAUUCGAUCAUUGAGACACUUAAAAAACUCACCAAAAGUGUUGAUGAUUUGAAGAAUUCAGUUGGUUCUAUUACAAAAGCACAACAACCCAUUCAAAAUCAUUGUCAAACUUCAGCACAAUCGCAGUUUAAUUUAGAACCAUUUGGCAAACAUCUUGCUGAAUCUUCAAGAUUAUCAACAAUUUCCCGUUCAUUAUUAAGACAAAGACUUUCGCAGCAGCAUCGCAAUUUUUCGUCUCCAACAACUUCUCAAAGUUCGAAUCAAACGAGAAUACAAAAUUCUAAUAGACGAUUUCAACUAAAUUUGCAUGUUUCCACAGAAUUCGCUAACUGAUAGUCCUCAACAACAUCACGUAAAUAAUUCUGAAAAAGAUAUUGCUGGAAUUUCUAACAAUUCAAAACAACAUUCAACGGAUUUAACCUGUGCUAGAGAGCAAAUGCCUUCCCAAUUAAAUACUUCUUUGGCAGAUGGAUUAAUGAUGUCUAAUGACUUAUUUUCGCAGGAUCCUGGCAAAUCUCCGACAAAUUUUAAUCCAAUUAAGUUUUUAAACAAUCCAAUAAAAACAGCUCGCAAAUCGAGACAUGCAUACAGACAACGACGCCGGGAGUUAUCUUAUAAAUUUAUGAAAGAAGUGGGAAUGAUGUUGACGAUAAACGGAUGUAAAAAAUCAAUAUUUCAUUGGCGAGCUAGCGAAAUUUUCUCAGCCUGUCAAACAAAAUGUCGAGAACUUGUCGAGGCGGGAAAGCAUGUGAUGUAUCGGGGUAUCGAUGUAACAGAGAAAAUCUAUCGCGUUGACUGCUCAAGAGACUUGGUGAAUGGUCGACGAUGUGGUCAAAUGAUUGCAGAUUCUCUCUGGCCGCGUGGAUAUUUUCAACGAAAAAUGUUGCUGCCCAUCCUUAAAGGCGAGUAAGAAGCGUGUAAAUGGCGUAGCAAGAAGU